Erythranthe guttata (spotted monkey flower) is the source of this 1848-nucleotide messenger RNA. The record is from RefSeq and is a predicted model, not a curated record. NCBI's taxonomy places the organism in Eukaryota, Viridiplantae, Streptophyta, Magnoliopsida, Lamiales, Phrymaceae.
UUCAAGGAGAUGGAUAUAAUUAUUGGUAAAUGAGGGGGUUUUUCGUAAAUAGAUCUUACCCUUAGGGGUAACGGUUGUAAAUUUACCCAUUUAUUUAAGAGGGGAGAUUCAAUCAUCCCUCCGUUUGAAUGUCAUCUUCGUCGUACGAAUCGGGAAUAUUCGCAUGAUUUCCCGCCAGAUUCAAACUCUGUUCCAAUUAUCAAAAACCUCCACGAAACAUUUCCAACUCCUCCACUGUUUCCUCCUCAAAACCUCCCUCGACCACCAUGAGUACUUCUUCUCUCAUCUCAUUAUCUCCGGCGCGUCCGCCUCCCUCCACCACGCGCGGCAAAUUUUUGAUAACUCAUCCGUUGCGCCGCCGCUCUUUGCGUGGAACACGCUGAUUAAAGCGUACGCCAAGAGCUCAUCCGCCCCAACAGAGUCCGUCAAACUCUUUGUGGAGUUACUUCGAACGCCAUAUGACCUGAAACCUGAUAAAUUUACGUACCCUUUUGUUAUAAAGGCUUGCGGGCGUUGUUCGAUGCUGGGCGUCGGUGGGUCGGUUCAUUCGAUGGCUAUGAAGGCGGGUUUUGGUUCGAAUUCGCAUGUGUGCAAUACCCUGUUGACGAUGUACAGUGGGUGCUGUGUGGUUGAGUUUUCGAGAAAGGUGUUCGAUGAAAUGUCUGUGAGAGAUGUGGUGUCUUGGAGUUCUAUGAUUUCCGCUUAUGUUGACUGUGACCUUAAUUUGGAUGCUUUGAGAGUGUUUAAAGACAUGAACACGGUAAACGAGAAGCCAAACGCGGUAACGUACAUUAGUUUGCUCUCCGCCUGUACCAACCUCCUAAACACCAGAUUAGGAAAAUCCAUCCACACGCAUAUUCUCACCAACGGUAUCGAGCCAAACGUUGUCUUAGAGACAGCCCUUCUAAAUAUGUACGCAAAAUCAGCUCACUUAGACGAAGCCUUCCACGUUUUCAACUCCAUCGCCGACAAAAAUCUACAGUCUUGGACUGUCAUGAUUUCGUGCCUUGCAGACUACGGCCAUGGAGAAGAAGCUGUAUCUCUGUUCACAAGAAUGGAAGAAACGGGCUUAAGGCCCGACAGUAUGUCGUUUUCGACCAUACUUUCUGCUUGUAGCCACAAAGGUCUUUUGCAAAAGGGACAAGAACUCUUCGACAAAAUGGUCAAUGUGUACGAGAUAACGCCUACUAUGGAGCAUUAUGGAUGCAUGGUUGACUUAUUGGGUCGAGCUGGAAAGAUCGAAGAAGCUUAUCAGUUUAUCGUGAGCAUGCCAGUUGAGCCUAACUCUGUUGUCUUAAGGAGUUACCUUAGUGCUUGUAAACACCAUGGCUGUGGUCUUUAUGUGGACAAAUAUUUGAUGCAGUUGUUACUCAAAAUCGAGCCCGAUCUUGGAGCAAACUAUGUACUUGCUGCAACUGUAUCUUCUUCUUCUAGCAUGGAUAAUAAGAUGAGAAACGACAUGAAAAUAAAGGGCUUGAAGAAAGUUCCUGGUUAUAGUUGGGUGCAGGCUCCGGGUGGUGAUUUGGACAGCGUUAGUGAAUAGAUGUCCAGCCUCUUGAUCACCGGCACAGACAAUGACAAGAAAAACGGGACCUGCUCAUGAUCACUGGCUCGAUGGCCAGCACACGAAGAGCAGGAUAAGCUUGUAGUAGAUUUUCACCGAAAUGUCGGGAAAACGUAAUCGUCACACAAGGUGCACAAUGAAGAAUCGGAAAAUAUUGUUCGAAAAAUAUCUAGCUUUCUUGUAUCACUAGCCUUCGUAUAUUAAAAGUGGGAUAUACUUAUCUGUAUUUGGUGAAUUACUUUGCGGGAUGCAAUUAUCAAAUAAAUGCAGGGUAUGCUAUUAAA